AUGUCAACUCAAUACGCCACAGAGCCGAAUCCCACCGCAUCGGCAACAUUAAAUACAACCGUUGGCGCCAUUCACAUCUCUCUCUUCGCAAACCAAACUCCUCUUACCUGCAAAAACUUCCUCCAACACUGCAAGGACAACUAUUAUGAGGGAACAAUCUUCCAUCGUGUUGCACCUGGCUUCGUCAUUCAAGGUGGUGACCCAACAGGUACAGGCUCAGGCGGCACAUCAAUCUACGAGUACCCGGAGUUUGAAUACGAUCCCGAAGCCCGCGACCCGAACGAACGAGUUGUGUUACGAAAUGAGCUGCACAGUCGAUUGCGCUUUAACCGGCGCGGGCUGAUCGGCAUGGCCAAAAGUGAGGAUGGCACAUAUGGCAGUCAAUUUUUUAUCACCCUCGACAAUACCGAAAGGGAGAUGAAUGGACAGUGUACGAUGUUCGGCAGACUGGAGGGAGACAGCAUAUUUACGGUCUUGAAAAUUGCGGAGGCCGAGCGCGUUGAAGGGACAGAGAAGCCGAUAUACCCUGUCAAGGUGACUUCUUGUCAAAUCGGCGAAUUGGGCCCCUUGGAUGGCAAGUUGAAGGAUAGACAGACCGUUUCAACAAGUACGGGUGACAAGCCAGCAGCUAAAAAGAAGAAGAAGAAUCCGAAGGGUGGAAAGGCUCUUCUGAGCUUUGGAGGUGAUGAGGGUGAAGAUGAUAUUCCUUUACGACCAGCAAAGCCUAAAUUCAACACGAAGCUUGUUGCCGAUGCGCCUGGUGCGAACGGUGACGCAGAAUCUAAGACCACACAAAAAGCCGAACCUAAGCAGCAACGCAAGCGACCACGUUCUCCUUCACCCAAGCGAUCGCCAUCGGCCGAGCGAAAACAACGCCCCAAGACACCUGAACCCCAAGCUCAACUCCCCAUACAAGACCCCGAAUCACCAGAACGAUCUCCUACGCCUUUAAAAGAAUCCAAACUUUCACGAACAAAUGCUGAGAUUGCGUCGCUGAAAGCAUCUAUGCGUCGUAAUGUGGAUACUGGGCCUGCUGACACGGGUCGCAAGAAGUCAGCUCUCGAAGCAAUGAUUCCCGAAACUGCAAUUCGAGGACGCAGGCGCCCUCCACCGGGCUCAAGUACUGGUGGUGGAUCGAGUGGUGGACCUCGAGGCGCCGCGGAGAACGAAGGUCUUCUGAUGUUCAAUGCUUUCAAGGCUAAGCUUGAAGGCGCAGAGAGCCGUCCUACCAAGACAUCAAAUGCUACCUCUCACACAGAGAAGGAAACAAAACACCAAGAGGAUGACGAUGACGAAGAGGCACAGCUUUGCGAUUUGCACUUCAUAGCCAACUGCCAAUCGUGUCAAUCUUGGGAUAAUGAGAACCCCGAAGCUGCAGGUGCAGAUAAUGCUGAUCAUGACGAGGAGGGCUGGAUGUCACAUGAGCUCCGCUUUGGUAAAGAUCGCCUUGGGAAAGAUCUCGAAUGGAAGAAGAGUAAUCGGGAUGACAUCGAUUCGCUUAUGGUCAUUGAUCCUCGUGAGAAAGAGAAGGAUUUGGGCUCUAGUGGUCGCAAGAAGGGUAUGCAGCGUGAUCGAGAACGCGAACGCAAGCUACAACGGACUGCAGAGAUGGAGUGGAGUCGAGAUAAGCGGUAG
Penicillium angulare is the source of this 1635-nucleotide messenger RNA. It is a transcript of the gene cwc27, whose product is annotated as putative peptidyl-prolyl cis-trans isomerase. Gene Ontology annotation, cellular component: catalytic step 2 spliceosome. The record is from RefSeq and is a predicted model, not a curated record. Gene Ontology annotation, biological process: protein peptidyl-prolyl isomerization. The transcript has a single exon. Lineage: Eukaryota; Fungi; Ascomycota; Eurotiomycetes; Eurotiales; Aspergillaceae. Bases 1 to 1635 code for a protein of 544 amino acids. Gene Ontology annotation, molecular function: peptidyl-prolyl cis-trans isomerase activity.